GGCUUCAGUCACGUGCACUGGCCUAACAACACACAUCACGCGCAGCUCGUGUUGACAAACACUACAGAACACAAUCAUAAAAACACCUCGGUGUUAAUCAGCGUGUGUGUGUGUGUGUGUGUGGAAUUGUUAUGGAGGAGAGAUUGGAGAACUAUGAGAACUGUGCCAGAAGAAUUCAGGCUUACUGGAGAUGUUUUAGGGACAGAAGGCUCUUCAGACUCAUGAUGAACACUGUACGCUCAGCUGAACAGUGUCUGGCAUCAGCAGUUCUGCGUCAGCUCAGUCCCAGAGAAGCUGAAUUGCUGAAAGACCCCAGUCUGAAGUGCAAGAUCAGAUUCAGGUUUGCAGGUCCUCAGUUUCCACCUUCACUUGUCUUCAAGAUUGUCCACAUUGGAGGAGGAGGACACUAUAUGUCUGGCAAAAAAGUCUUUUCUGCCUCCAAUCAGGCCACAGCAGACACCUGCAGAAUGAUGGGAAACAGAGCAUUUAUGGAUCUCGUGUCAGUGGAUGAGUUUCAUGGAGCUGCCGUUGAUCCACAAGAUGUGAUUUGCAUGAGAGACUAUAUGAAGUAUUCCAGCCACCUGGAUGAGCUUCCAGCGUGUGUAGGAGGAAGGGAAAACAGAUGGAGGUUCCUGUCUCUGAAGGUGCUGUCCCGAGACGUCAUGCUCAGAGAGGGUGUGAAGCCAGGAACCAGAGGCAUGUUGAAGACUGUAUUGCCAUUUAGACAUCUACCCCGCUCUCAUUUUGCUGGACAGCAGAUCUCACACAGAGGUUCCCGGGUCUCUACACGACAAUCUGCCCGUGCUCAAAACACCGCGGCUCAGAAGAGACGCCUCUACGGCCUGAGCGAGGCUGAAAGAAUAUUAGAGGAAGCGAAGCACGUUAACACCCAUGACAUGAAGAAACAGAAUGAGACGACUGAGAAACUGGACAUCAAGAUAGUUCUGCCAUCUGUCGAGACGGAAAAUUACAACUCAUCCGAGUCUGAAUGGGAGGAAGAGGCUGAGAAACUGUGCAACUGGUCAAAACAGCUGAACAUAGAUGCUUUAGAAACACCUGCAUUCAAUUAGACGGAGAAAUACGAUUUCACACCAGGAGAUGUAUGUUAAUGAAAAUGUAUGUUAACUGUGCAUCUAAUUUCCAGACUCUCAUCUUCUUAGGAACAUGCACGUCCGUCAAUAAUCUGUUCAUACUUUUAUCUGUUCAUAUUAGUGUCAUAUUCGUAAGUCUUUCUGCCUUUCUGUCUCGAUUUUUAUCUAUUUGCAUGCAUGCAUGCACACCUGUAUGUAUGCAUGAUCAGAAAACUACUAAACAUGAAACAAAAAUCCUCAUGCAAGGAAAAAAAUAAUGUUUUCACUAAAUAUGUGAUCAAAC
Molecule: messenger RNA, 1374 nt
Organism: Carassius auratus (goldfish)
Lineage: Eukaryota; Metazoa; Chordata; Actinopteri; Cypriniformes; Cyprinidae
Gene: lg30fhxorf58
Product: linkage group 30F CXorf58 homolog
Exons: 8
Coding region: 132-1070 (312 amino acids)
Source: RefSeq, a predicted model, not a curated record